This is a messenger RNA of Ascoidea rubescens DSM 1968, 999 nucleotides long. RefSeq names its product t-SNARE syntaxin TLG2 (gene TLG2). Gene Ontology annotation, molecular function: SNAP receptor activity; SNARE binding. Lineage: Eukaryota; Fungi; Ascomycota; Saccharomycetes; Ascoideales; Ascoideaceae. Gene Ontology annotation, cellular component: endomembrane system; membrane; SNARE complex. The record is from RefSeq and is a predicted model, not a curated record. Gene Ontology annotation, biological process: vesicle-mediated transport; vesicle fusion; intracellular protein transport. The annotation marks the transcript as partial. The transcript has a single exon.
AUGUUCAGAGACAGAACCAACUUAUACUUGUCCUACCGUCGGACCUUUCCUCAUAGCAGCUCCUUGUCUGAUAGGUUUGACACUUUGCUUGAGGAAGAGCAGGGCUUGAUAAAUAACGAUGGAUAUAGCGACGCAAAUGAUCCUUUCUUGGAUGAGCAUCGCAUAGAAAAUGGGCCAGAGGAGAUUGAAAUGAAGACUCUUCCUCCUGCUUUUUUGGACAUGAAUGGCGAGCUCGACGAGUCUCUACAUUUUAUAUCAAAGAGAAUCGAAGAAUUAACUGUGCUAUACAAGAAAAACAUAUUGCCUGGUUUCAAUGAUAGAUCAAUGGACGAAGAAGAAAUUGAAAAACUCAACUACAUAAUCACCAGAAAAUUCCAGCAUUGCUACGGUUUGGUCAAAAAAUUGGAUACCAUAAAAAAGACCAAUAAUGAGACAAAACUAAUUAAAAAAAAGAGUGAAUUGAUAAUGAUAGAAAACAUAAAAAAGAAUUAUGCUUUGAAAAUCCAAAAAUAUUCCUCAAGUUUUAGGAAAUUACAGAAUAACUAUAUAAAGUUUCUUAAACAGGAAGAUUUUGAUGCAAAUUUGAACAGCAAAAGUGUUGCAACUAUCUCAAGUUCAAAUUUAGCCACUUUAGAAACUGAAACAAAAGAAGUGGAAGAAUACUCAAGACAAGCAUUAAAGGAGUCUUCAACAGUACUACAAAAACAUGAUUCCGCCAAUUUAAUAAGACAAAGAGAACAAGAAAUAUCAAAAUUAGCACAGGGAAUACUCGAGGUUUCUGCUAUAUUUAAAGAAAUGCAAAACAUGGUUAUCGAUCAGGGCACAAUAUUGGAUAGAAUUGAUUACAACUUAGAAAAUGUUAAAACAGAAAUUCAUGAAUCUAACAAACAGUUGAAUAAAGCAUCUAAUUUUCAAAAGAGGACUCAGAAAUGUAAAAUUAUUCUAUUAUUGUCUCUACUUGUUCUCGGUUUGUUGAUAGUGGUGAUUACAAAACCGCAU